UCUAUUACCCAACUUUUCCUUCUUCAUCCUGUUUGCUCUGUUUCUGUUUUCCUUUGUCAGGUCUUUGAUUGCUCCUUACACAGUUUCUCACCUCUUUUAUGUGCCGACACAGAGACUGUCUCAUAUUUAUAUUAUGAACCAUCGGGUCACUUCCUGUGUUUUUGUUCUUCCAUUUGCUUUACGUGUUCAUUGAUGUACUGAGGAGAGCAGAAGAAGAAGAAGAAGAAGAAGAAGCAUAAUACACUCUUUUGUCUGCAAGCAGAAGAAGAACAAAACACUCGUUUGUGUGCUCUUAGAGCGACCCGAGUGGGAUUUUGGGAAAUGGAUCGGGAAAAUCAUGCGAACCAUGGAGAUGACGAGGAGCAUGAGAUGGAGAAUGAGGAUAGGAAGGACAUGGAGAGUGGUUGGGCCGAGAUAUCCGAGAAGAACAUGAACAUGAGGGCAUCGAUGAGGGAGCCUCUUCUCGUUAAGGGGGUUAACAGGGGCAACGCCACCUCUCAGAUUGCCAUAGUCGGGUCCAACACUUGCCCAAUCGAGAGCCUUGACUACGAGAUAAUUGAGAAUGAGUUGUUCAAGCAGGACUGGAGGUCGAGAAAGAGGACUCAGAUAUUUCAGUACAUUUUUCUCAAGUGGGCAUUUGCUCUGCUGAUCGGACUGUUAACCGGGCUAGUGGGCGUCUUCAAUACUAUGACGGUCGAGAAUAUAUCCGGUUACAAGCUGCUGCUCAAUAUCUAUCUCAUGGAUGAGGGCAGAUAUUUCCUGGCUUUCGUCUCUUUUGUCGGGUGCAACCUCAUAUUAGCAGUUGCCGCUGGUUCUCUCUGUGCUUUCAUUGCUCCUGCAGCUGCAGGGUCCGGUAUUCCUGAGGUUAAGGCCUACCUGAAUGGAAUAGAUGCUUAUUCCAUUUUGGCUCCGAGUACCCUUUUUGUCAAGAUUUUCGGGUCUAUACUGGGCGUUUCUGCGGGUUUUACGAUGGGUAAAGAGGGGCCAAUGGUACACACGGGGGCUUGUAUAGCCAAUUUCCUCGGACAAGGAGGCUCCCGCAAGUACCAUUUGACUUGGAAAUGGCUCCGCUUCUUCAAGAAUGACCGGGAUAGACGGGAUCUCAUCACUUGCGGAGCGGCUGCUGGUGUUGCUGCUGCUUUUCGUGCCCCUGUUGGUGGAGUUCUUUUUGCCCUCGAAGAGGCAGCUUCAUGGUGGCGGAGUGCUCUUCUCUGGAGGACAUUUUUCACGACAGCGGUGGUGGCUUUCGUUCUGAAAGCUUUCGUACAGUUAUGUUCCACAGGGAACUGUGGGUUGUUCGGGGAAGGUGGUCUUAUAAUGUACGACGUUAGUUCAGCAGGAGCAACAUAUGGCAGUGGAGAUAUACUGGCGGCGAUAUUUUUAGGAGUGAUCGGAGGCCUCUUCGGGAGCAUGUAUAACUAUCUAAUCGAUAAAGUCCUCCGCGUUUACAGCAUGAUAAAUGAGCGGGGCGCGGUAUACAGGGUACUGCUAGUCAUCUGCAUCUCUCUCUUGACGUCCGUGUGCGCGUUUGGCCUUUCAUGGACUGUAAGUUGCGUCCCUUGCCCCACCGAAUCAUCAAAGGACUGUCCUACUCAGACGGGCAAUUACUUGAGCUUCCAAUGCCCGUCGGGCUCCUACAACGACCUCGCCACCCUCUUCCUGAACACAAAUGAUGAUGCCAUCCGAAACCUCUUUAGUACGAACACCACAAGGGAAUUCCGUAUCUCCACUCUCUUCAUCUUCUUUGGGGCCAUCUACUUUCUAGGUAUUGUCACUUACGGGAUCGCCGUUCCCUCUGGUCUCUUCAUCCCAGUUAUUCUUGCUGGAGCUUGCUAUGGUCGUCUUGUCGGAAGACUCUUUGAACCAAUCUCGGACCUUGAUACGGGUCUCUAUGCCCUCCUAGGCGCUGCCUCCUUCCUCGGGGGCACGAUGAGAAUGACCGUUUCGCUUUGUGUUAUACUGCUUGAGCUCACGAACGAUCUCCUGCUUUUGCCCCUCAUGAUGCUAGUCCUUCUAGUUUCAAAAACCGUGGCUGAUAUCUUCAACAAGGGAGUUUACGAUCAAAUUGUGAAGUUAAAAGGACUGCCUUACCUGGAGGCCCACGCGGAACCUUACAUGAGGCAACUCGUUGCUCUUGAUGUUGUUUCAGGCCCACUCAUCACCUUCUCCGGCAUUGAGAAGGUGAGAAACAUAUUGGAUGCUCUGAAGUACACGGGGCAUAACGGGUUCCCUGUGAUCGAUGAGCCACCUUUUGUGGAUUCCUCUGAACUAUUCGGGGUUGUCCUGAGGUCCCACUUGCUGGUUCUGCUCAAGGGAAAGAAUUUCUCAUCAGAACAGGUGAUCAGCGGACAAGAUAUAUUGCGGAAGUAUGCUGCGCUCGAUUUCGCGAAGCCAGGGUCAGGGAAGGGCAUUAAACUGGAGGAUUUGGACAUCAAUGAGGAUGAGAUGGAGAUGUACAUCGAUCUCCAUCCCAUUACUAAUGCAUCGCCAUACACAGUUGUGGAGACGAUGUCGCUUGCAAAAGCUGCAAUACUAUUCCGGCAGCUUGGUCUCCGGCACAUGUGUGUGGUUCCGAAGAGUCAAGGGAGGCCUCCGAUUGUCGGGAUUCUCACGCGACAUGAUUUGAUGCCGGAGCACGUCUUAGGACUUUACCCCCAUCUCAAGCCGCACAAAUAGACCGGCAAACGUAUCUGGUUUGGAGGUCGAAAAGCCUAUUCCUUUUUCCUUUUCUUCUCCUGGUUAUCAGGAACCAGCUUCUUCCCCGCACUGUUGCUGAAGGGACUUCGGUUUCCCUUGCGAUCGAAGCAACAAAAUUCUUCCAUGACUGGCACACAACAAAUUUUGCCCGAAAUCCAUCUGUCUCUGAAAGCAGCAGUACGGAUUUUACUAUCAUUCAUUUCGAGUAAUGUACACGAGAGUCAUAGACAGACAUCUGUACAUUUUGUAUAAGGAAAAAUGUAUUCCGCCAUUGCUCCAAGGUACCAUGUAGAGUAUCGGGGCAAUGUCCAAAAGAAUAAAAAAAACACGUGUGAUGAAUUUGAUUGGUAAUGAUCAUAUUGUACCUACAGUUAUUUAUCAGA
This is a messenger RNA of Punica granatum (pomegranate), 3080 nucleotides long. The record is from RefSeq and is a predicted model, not a curated record. NCBI's taxonomy places the organism in Eukaryota, Viridiplantae, Streptophyta, Magnoliopsida, Myrtales, Lythraceae.